AUGUCACCUAUUCGGACACGACUUAACACCCACCAGACUUCUCCAGCCAUCUCGAUUUCGCCCAUGCCAGAUGGGCGUCGUACGGGCGCAGGUGCCACCGCUGGCGGUGCUGUAAGUGCUGCAGGUGGUCCCGGCCCAGUCCAAGUCUCAGGGCAGGCUCCGGGCCCCGAAGCUACUAAUCAUCCCAGUGCUACAGCCAGUGUCGGUGCCUACACGACCAUCUCUGAGCGUGACGCCGAGCCUGCUGACGCGGCUAAUCCUUCCCCGGACACGCGACCUGUCUUUCCCCGUCGGGAUUUAGAGUAUCCUACCGUCGCUGUACAUGAUACAGAUUCUCAACAUCUCCUAGUUGCUUCCUCCACUGAUGCAGCUGCCACUAGCUACGCCCUAGGCCCCCCAAGCUUUGGCUCUCAGCCCUGGGUUGCUCCUUCUGGGCCUUUUCUCGAUUUCGCGCCUCAGCCAAUAUAUGAGCCCACUGGUGAAUUGCGCCGCGAAGACAUUCACACCUUCGACGAGUUUGAUGCCCCUUCCAUUUCAAGAUUUACCACUGCUCUCUCCGCAUCUCCUCCGAACAAUCCGCCACCACCGCCGACCAACGCGGUCGAAGUGGCCACCGCUCCCAAUGGUGCUGGCUCGGUGACGGCCUUUGUCCAGCCCUCGCUUCCUCGAUCUGCUUUGAAGCGAAAGGCAAGCUCUGUUGCGACGACACCCACCGACUCUUCCACCGACAAGAAAAUCCGAGCACCAACUGGCACUGGAGCUGGGUCUGGGCCUGGACUGGGACCUGGAAUCCGACUCGACUCUUCUAUCGCAAACAGUCGUUCCGUCACCUUCGAGCGGAUGUCAGGCAUCGGUCCCACAUCCCCUGAUGAAGGAUCUACCUCCUCAGACGCGCCCGCUGGUUCCAGGGCCAUUCCAAGUGCUGUCCUUACCGGCAAUCGGAGGACUCGCCAGUCAUCCGGGUCGACACCACGACCGUCCCUAAAUCCUCAAUCGUCGUCCCAAAGCUCGAACCGCGGGAGGGGCACCCGUCCUCCGUCAGGUCAUCCACCUUCAAUUCUGCCUCCAGAAAAGGUUUUCCCCAUUCAAAUUGGAUCGGAUCUCUUUCGAUUGUCGGGGGCGUCGAUUUCUUCCGAUGCCCCUUCCUACUUCACUCAAUUCUUCGAAGAGCAGAUCCGACAAAAUGAGGAAUCAGGAGGGGUCCGAACGCUCUACAUUGAUCGAGAUCCUGCUACUUUUCGAGACGUAGCCCGGCAUUUGCAAGGCUAUUAUGUAAAGCCUGUCGAUGGAAGCCAUUUUGUGAAGCUAUUUGCCGACGCCCAAUUCUACAGUUUGCCGCGACUGAUAGAUCAGCUAUUCGAAUCCGAAAUAUUCAUUCAGAUUGGAGAACGACAUUUCCAAAUACCGAAGGAUAUAUUCUCCGAACCAGGAAAUUCCCCCAACUUUUUCUCGCUCGGCUUCGCGGUCUUCUUCUCUACCCCCGGAGAGGUUUUUCCUGGCCUGGACCGUCGAGGUCUACUCCGACCACCGUCCAUUACUCCGCCAUAUGUUCCUGGUCGAUCGGCAGAAAUAUUCGCAGAGCUCCUCCAUCUUCUACGAGGCUACCCUCUACACAUUAGAAAUGAAGCCCAUCGAGCCGAGCUCCUGCGAGAUUGUCGCUACUUCCACCUCCGGGGAUUGGAGCAGAAGAUCAUUGCCCACGAGAUCAGCUACAACUUAGAGAGACAGAAACACGAAAUCUGUUUGCGGCUUGAGGAUGUCAAGCCAUCGGGAGUGUCGUACACUAGUGACGACUCUCUCGGUGACAAGUCGACCGUUGGCGGAUGGGUCUACUAUGCCCGACCUUUUGUGGACGACACUUCCUACGAAAUGGUCGUCGAGAUUGGCGGUGAAAGCACCGUGCUUGACUUGGCCGACAUGCGAGCCGAUUUUCAUGGGCUAGCCAAGGCACGCGUGUCCUCUCUUUUCCAGGUGGUCGCCAACAAAAUGAAUUUACCGACGAACGCACCUCUGGGGUUGAUGAUGCUCUCCGGCGGGCGAUCUUCACAAUCGGCCAGCCCCGGGCACACGCCACUAAGCGAAGAUCGGGUCAAGGUGCGCUUCGAGACCGCAACGGAUAUUGUGCUGGACGGCGAAAGCUUUGAAAUCGACGGGGAAAGCUCAAUGGGCCAGAUCAUGCUCCACGGCCCCUCGACUGCGCCGAGCGAAUCCGAAUCUGAAUCAGAUGUGAUGGGUGAAGGAACUUCAUCCAAGCCCCUACCGCCAACUGGGAGUGGCCAACAGCGCCGUCCUCAAACUCGACAAGCACAAACAAGCUCCUUGUCCCAAACCGCUGGAUCUCGAGGGUCCCUCCCGGUCCCACCGAUCCAAACGAGCCGACUUUAUGCACCAUCAACGAAGAAGAGGAAGAGGCACAGCAGUCCAGGAGAAUUCGGAGAAUGGACAAUCCGUACAGGACAGUGGCGCCUUCGAGUGCAGCCGAAUAUUCAAGACACGAUACGGGGCGGAUUCGAGAUCGUUUUCAUCGGAGUCAAGAUCGAUGCAUAUUCCAGCGAACGGGCACGCAAUGCGAGGAGGGCGUUCCUUAACUGA
This is a messenger RNA of Rhinocladiella mackenziei CBS 650.93, 2592 nucleotides long. RefSeq lists its product as uncharacterized. The record is from RefSeq and is a predicted model, not a curated record. Bases 1 to 2592 code for a protein of 863 amino acids. NCBI's taxonomy places the organism in Eukaryota, Fungi, Ascomycota, Eurotiomycetes, Chaetothyriales, Herpotrichiellaceae. The transcript has 4 exons.